CGCGCGCCCAGCUCGGCGGCCUGGCAGCCGCGGAGUCGAGCGGCGGUCGGCGUGAGCGGGGCCGGAGCGCCCAGGCGCCGGGUAUCAUGACAGCGUUAGCCGCCGCCUCCUUCUUCUCCAACAUCUGUAAUUUCGGUGGAUGCGGCCUCACCUUCAACACCCUGGCAGAACUUAUCGAGCACAUUGAAGACAUCCAUAUAGAAAAUGAUCCCAAGGUUUUGGAAAGGCAAGAACAACAGCAGCCAUCAUAUAUCGCACUAAGUUACAUCAACAGGUUUAUGACUGAAGCUGCUCGCCGUGAACGGGAACAAAUGAGAAAAAGACAUCAGGCCAAAUUAACACCAGCUCUUUCCAGUCCUGUGGGAAGAGGAGGCACGCCUGCAUCACCUCACCCUGGCAAUGGGACCUCAGCUUUUCCAGGAACACCGCCAGUUACACCAUCUUCUUCUGCCUGCAGUGGAACUCCAACUGGCAGUGAAUUAGAUGAAGAAGAAAUUGAAUGUGAAGAUUCCGACAGUGAUGAAUCAUGGACAACAGAAAGUGCUAUUAGCUCUGAGACUAUUCUAAGCUCAAUGUCCUUGAAUGGGGAUGAUGAGAAGCCAUUUGCUUGCCCUGUACCUGGCUGUAAAAAGAGGUACAAGAAUGUUAAUGGAAUCAAGUACCAUGCCAAGAAUGGCCAUCGUACUCAAACCCGUGUCCGGAAACCUUUCAAGUGCCGCUGUGGGAAAAGUUACAAGACUGCUCAUGGGCUUCGUCACCACACCAUCACCUUUCAUCCACCAGUGUCAGUUGAUAUGCUUAGAAAGAUGCAGUUGUGAGGCAUUUUCCCCCGUACCUGACUGAACUGCUAAUUGCAGACUCAGUGAUCUGCUAACAGGGGUGAGUGAAGAGAUUGAAUUUUCCCUCAAAACUAAUUGUUACAAAUCUUGAAAAAAUUGCUCUUUAUUCUUUAUUUUUAAAUGAACUGUUUCUGUAUGAAAUAAACUUUUUUUAGUUAGAAAAUUGUGUUCCCAUAAUGGCAUCAAAUGCUGCUAACAAAUUAGAUACAGUAUUUUAAAUAUUAAUUUUGAAUUCCAGUGAUAGUACUUGAUUAUUAGUGCUUCUAAAAGCACUUUUUUUUUCUUUAUUAAGCUACAACAUUCAAUUUUAGGUCACAACUUAAAAUUGAGGAUACAAUAAUUUUAUUUUUUUUUAUUGUAAAAUGUUUUUAAAAAUGUUACCGGUUGUAUACUAAGGUGCUGCUACACUUUAGACCGAGAUGUUACAAACCUGGGGUCUAAUUAAAGGCAAGCUGCAUUCAUCAUUAUCAUUUGUAGAGUAGCAGUCUACUUUUGUGGGGAAUCACACCCUAACCGACCUUUCUGUCAUAUACCACUAGAUUGAAUGUCAUGCUGUGCCAGAAUUGUUUUGGGGUGAGAAGUGGGGAAGCAAUCCUCUUACCAUAUAAUAAAAAUUUCUCUGGAUCAAUUCUUGGGUACAUUGACAGUUGUU
Molecule: messenger RNA, 1491 nt
Organism: Pristis pectinata (smalltooth sawfish)
Lineage: Eukaryota; Metazoa; Chordata; Chondrichthyes; Rhinopristiformes; Pristidae
Product: juxtaposed with another zinc finger protein 1-like
Exons: 5
Coding region: 87-818 (243 amino acids)
Cellular component (GO): nucleus
Source: RefSeq, a predicted model, not a curated record